CAAUCCUCAUCAAAUUGGUUUUGUCACACUCAUUACCACCUCCCUCACCAAAUAUUCCGCAAGAAGUACCCCCCAUACGCUAAGGUUCUCUUAGCUCGUCCCCAGUCCAAUUGCCUCCUACCACCACCUCCUCCGCCGCUGUUGACUACACCACAACCACCACCACCAUCACCACCGAGAUCUCUAAACAUGUCUCUUAGAUCAAGACCAACACCACCUCCCACUGAACCAUCCACCACCGAUCCAACCACCACCGCCAUAAAACCCCCUCCGCCACCUCCCUCCGCAGUAUCACAAACCCUAACAAUCACAGCCAACCUAGCGAACCUCCUCCCAACAGGCACUCUCCUAGCCUUCCAACUCCUCACCCCAAUCUUCACCUCUAACGGCGCCUGCGACUCCGCCACCGCCUCCCUCACUCUCCUCCUCCUCCUCCUCCUCUCCGCCUCCUGCUUCCUCGCCUCCUUCACCGACAGCUUCAAAUCCUCAUCCAACAACCAAAUCUACUACGGAUUCGCAACAAUCAAAGGCAUGUUCCUCUUCGAUUAUCCAUCUUCUUCUUCAAAUGGAAUUCCAGAUCUCAGCAAGUACCGCCUCAGGUUCAUCGAUUGGGUUCAUGCGAUUCUGUCUGUGCUUGUGUUUGGUGCUGUGGCUUUUAGAGAUAAGAAUGUGGUGAAGUGCUUGUAUCCGAGUCCUGGACAUGAAACUGAGGAGGUUCUGGACAUUGUUCCGAUUGCGAUUGGGUUGAUCUGUAGCUUGCUGUUUGUUGUGUUUCCUACUAGAAGACAUGGAAUUGGCUACCCUGUUUCUCCAUGAUCGGGCAAAUGUUUCUCUCUCAUUUUUGAAUAUUUUGUCUGAAUUAAGUACUAUGUUACCAAAACUACUAUGAACUAUGAAAAUUUCUGGUGUGAAUUUAAACUUCUUGCUGUAAUAACAAAUUCAGAAUACAUCUUCUUUGUAAAUAUUAA
Molecule: messenger RNA, 968 nt
Organism: Camellia sinensis
Lineage: Eukaryota; Viridiplantae; Streptophyta; Magnoliopsida; Ericales; Theaceae
Product: transmembrane protein, putative (DUF679)
Biological process (GO): endomembrane system organization
Source: RefSeq, a predicted model, not a curated record